Messenger RNA from Dunckerocampus dactyliophorus (ringed pipefish), 848 nucleotides. Its product is annotated as gamma-interferon-inducible lysosomal thiol reductase-like. Bases 52 to 540 code for a protein of 162 amino acids. The transcript has 3 exons. Gene Ontology annotation, cellular component: lysosome. Lineage: Eukaryota; Metazoa; Chordata; Actinopteri; Syngnathiformes; Syngnathidae. The record is from RefSeq and is a predicted model, not a curated record. Gene Ontology annotation, molecular function: oxidoreductase activity, acting on a sulfur group of donors, disulfide as acceptor.
UGAACAAGGAAACGCUCUUUCGGCACGAUUUAAAAGUUAUCACGACUGUGUAUGUGUGGGUGUUUGCAGGUGUUGUGUGGCUGUAUAGUUGAAUACGUGCAGGCUGUAGUGUCGAAGAUGAAGGUGGCUCUGCUGCUUACGUUGACCUUUAGCUGUAGCUUUAUGUCCACAUAUAACCCACUGUCGUCAGCAUGCUCCCACCCUCCAUCACAGUGGUGCUCGUCUCCAGACUUGGCUGUCCAGUGCGGGGUUUUGAAACUGUGUCUCCAGGCCAACUUAACCAGGUUGCGUCAGACAGCGGAACCUGUCCAGUUGGAUGUUUACUAUGAGAGCUUGUGUCCCGACUGCAUAUUUUAUAUCACACAGGUGCUUUACCCCACCUGGGUGUUGCUGCAGGACAUCCUAUCUGUCAAUCUUGUCCCGUUUGGGAAUGCUCAGGAGAAACCUGAUGGCAGCAAGUACAUAUUUAAGUGCCAGCAUGGAGAACAGGAGUGCCUUGGUAACAUGAUACAGGUAACGUUCCGAAACACAACCUGCUGACUAAUCAUCACACUAAAUGUGAACUGCUGUUUCAUUCCCGUCAUGUGAAAAGGAAGUAUUUAUCUUUCUACUAAUCUUCUCACGUGUGUAGUAGUUAUCACAAAGUAAGUUGGCAAAGUAGGACUAUAAUCAUGAAACUAUUUUUUCUGUCGUGUCAGACGUGUUUACUGAACAUGAGCGACAAUGCCUUCCUCAUCACCUUUUGUAUGGAGGCAUCCACUGAUGUUAUCGCAGCUGCAAAGAGUGUGAGGAAAAUCUGCCGGUUUCAGCUUCUUUUUUUUCCAUCUAAUUACUCCACGUCUCUACUU